Messenger RNA from Vicia villosa (hairy vetch), 1188 nucleotides. RefSeq names its product probable enoyl-CoA hydratase 2, mitochondrial. Bases 103 to 1002 code for a protein of 299 amino acids. Gene Ontology annotation, biological process: fatty acid beta-oxidation. The record is from RefSeq and is a predicted model, not a curated record. Gene Ontology annotation, molecular function: enoyl-CoA hydratase activity. NCBI's taxonomy places the organism in Eukaryota, Viridiplantae, Streptophyta, Magnoliopsida, Fabales, Fabaceae. Gene Ontology annotation, cellular component: mitochondrion. The transcript has 8 exons.
AGCCAUUAAGCAAAACGAUCAAGACACGUAGAUUUUGUUCUUAUUAGAAGAAUCAUUGAAAAAGUGAGCUUCAAUCUUCAAUUCGAUUCAUAAACCAAUAAAAUGUGCGCUUUCAGAGUAUUGACGAAGUUAUUGAACACCACCUCUUACGUGAAAACUUCGAAACCCUAUCAGCAUCACACUCUCAGAAAUCUUAUUUUGGAGUCUCCACCUUCUCAAUUCGUCAAGCUUCACAGACUCUCUGACGAAGAUUCUGGGAUUAUUGAGGUUAGGUUGGAUAGGCCUGACGCUAAGAAUGCUAUUGGGAAAGAGAUGCUGCGUGGUUUAAGAAAUGUGUUAGAAUUGAUUAAUCAGAACUCUGAUGCUAAUGUUGCUAUGAUCCGCAGUUCAGUUGCUGGUGUAUUUUGUGCAGGGGCUGAUUUAAAGGAGCGCAGAGCCAUGAAUCAAUCAGAGGUUAAGUAUUUUGUGAAUUCUCUUCGUUCCACAUUGUCAUUUCUAGAGGAGAUUCGUGUACCAACUAUUGCUGUUAUUGAAGGAGUAGCUCUUGGUGGUGGACUUGAAAUGGCUUUGGCAUGUGAUAUUCGAAUAUGUGGAGCAAAUGCUAUGAUGGGUUUGCCAGAGACAGGACUUGCUAUAAUCCCUGGUGCAGGUGGAACACAGCGACUACCUAGAUUGGUUGGAAAAGCAAUAGCAAAGGAUAUUAUUUUUACUGGUCGAAAGAUUAAUGGCAUCGAGGCGCUAUCCAUGGGUCUUGUCAAUUACUGUGUUGCUGCUGGGGAAGCUCAUUCCAAAGCACUUGAAAUUGCUCGGGUUAUCAAUCAAAAGGGCCCUGUAGCAAUAAGGAUGGCUAAAAAAGCUAUUAAUGAGGGUGUGGAAACUGAUCUAGCAUCGGCGUUGGUUUUGGAAGAAGAUUGCUAUGAUCAAGUGUUGAAUACCAAAGAUCGACUGGAAGGCUUGGCUGCAUUUGCUGAAAAGCGGAAACCAAGGUACACUGGUGAGUGAAAGGAAUAUUUUGCUGACUCUCUGUCUGUUGCUAGACAGCAAUGUAUAUCAUGUAGUGAUUAAAGUGAUGUGUAGAACCUGGAGGCAACAUAGAUGUGAAACUGUCACUACUUUUUUCUCUAUAAUCAUGCAAUUUGAGACACUGUAUUCAUAAUGAAGCAAUAAAUUCCACCUUUCUUUUUUCAA